UACACUAGCUAUUAUUUCGCUGUGCAUUAAGGCUAAAACAGCUUAUUAUAUUACCAUAUUUUUAUUACCUACAAGAUUCGCGAAGGUGAUAUCACAUUUUAGAGAUCGGAUAUCAUUAAACAGGACGAAUAUAAAUCGUACUUUAACGACUGUUAGUAUAACUUUACGUUAUCGUGCCCCUACGCCAGUCUUCCGACACUUUAACAUACCUUAUAACUCCUUCGUGAAGACCUGGGUGUUGUAGAGUCUGUGCUUUUAAGUUAAGUAGUGUAUGUUUGUGUGAAAGCUGCACAUAGCUGGUUGACGCUGUUGUUCGUGUUCGACAUGUCCACACUGUUCCCCUCUCUCUUCCCCCGGAUAACGGAGUCCCUGUGGUUCAACUUGGACCGACCCUGUGUGGACGAGACUGAGCUGCACCAGCAGGAGCAGCAGCACCAAACCUGGCUGCAGAGCAUUGCGGAGAAGGACAACAACCUGAUGCCCAUAGGGAAACCUAUUUUUGAGGCAGGAUAUGAUGAAGAGGAAGAAGAGGACGACGAGGAUGAGGAGGACAGCGAGGAAGACUCAGAAGACGAAGAAGACAUGCAGGACAUGGAUGAGAUGAAUGACUACAACGAGUCACCUGAUGACGGCGAGAUAAACGAGGUGGACAUGGAGGGACCAGACCAAGACCAAGACCAGUGGAUGAUUUAAAGACAAUGUUAGUCUCCAUGAAGCUGUCUUGCACUGGAUUUCUACUCCCCAUUUAAACAUGACCCUUCAGCCAGGGGCAUAGAUCUAUAUUUUUUAUUUGUAUAAACAGGAAAGGAAUAUAGAAAAAUCAAGGAUUAUACAAUGAUAUCCUUCAGAGGGAGUUUGGGUAAAUCCAGCACGAGCGCCUCAUGUCAAGCUGCAGUUGGCUUUGAAGGCGUGGGAGGUUGUUGGACAUCGCUGUGAGUGUUGCUUCCUGGCACAUGUCCACAUUGUUAAAAUACUCGCAUGGAUGUGUGUUUGCGCGCCUGUGCACCUGUUUUUCUUUCUUUUCUUGUAGUGGCAGUGUGUGAACCUGUCAAAUACAUUUAACCAUUCAGUCCAAACAAAGAGUUUCCACAAGUUUCCACAAGCCUCUCCACACACACACACACACACACACACACACACAGUCUUGCCGUUUUGUAACUAGUCGGAGACACACCCACACAGUGGCAGCCAUGGGCCAAAGCCCAGAGAGCUCUCGUUUAAACUUUGACCGUGUCAAAUGUUCAGUCAUGUGACACUACUCAGAGAGUCGCCAAACAGCUGACAGGGCACAAACAACAGUUCAGUCAGCGAAAUAAUUUGUUACCUAUGGAGGCGACUUACACAUACUUCACCAUAAAGUCCAGUUCUGUUUAAUUGCAGUGUCAUGUAUGCUGCUAAUCUUUUGUUACAGAUAUCAGAACUUUCAUAAAAGCUUGUGAAAUAGUGUUAUGUUCAGACAAUGCACCAGUUCUUCUUGAAAUACAUUUUAAUAUUCUUUAGGUGUGUCAGAGGUAAAAGUAGCCAUUAGCAUUGAAGAAUGUUUAUUGAAAUAUGAACUCACACAGUGCCCAGUGUCUCUCUUUUAUCUUAAAGGAUUGCUUAUCGUGGCUGAGAUGUACUGAAAUUAACAGAAGCCUUGACUAUUUGCAUCAAUUUAAAUCAUUUUGAUAAAACUAUGUUUUUCUACAAUUUAAUUUAAAACAAACACAAAAUGUAACAUGGUAGUGAGGGGCGUGUGUUGGAUUAAGUGUAAUUCACUGUUAAGUGAGAUACAAGAACUCCAGAGUCCAGUACUGAUAAGUUGUAAUCUGGUGUAAUUUAUGAUUUGGGUGUUGCCAAUGUCCCAAAUUCACUUGAUGUAAGUGAAUGUAACAUUUAAAAUAUUUUAACAGGUAAUGGUUACAUACAAUAGUUUUCAAUAUUAACCUUGUAAAUACAUUUAUUAUUACCAAAAAUGACAAUGUCAUUGGGCUUCAUUUGUGUGACAUAUUUAAUGAAUUUGCUCUUGUGGUCUUUAAUUUUUGUUCAAACUUGGCAGUUUUGUUUAAAUAAACAUGGUAUUUUUGAAGAAU
Messenger RNA from Micropterus dolomieu (smallmouth bass), 2072 nucleotides. It is a transcript of the gene anapc15, whose product is annotated as anaphase promoting complex subunit 15. The record is from RefSeq and is a predicted model, not a curated record. Lineage: Eukaryota; Metazoa; Chordata; Actinopteri; Centrarchiformes; Centrarchidae. Bases 325 to 693 code for a protein of 122 amino acids. Gene Ontology annotation, cellular component: anaphase-promoting complex. Gene Ontology annotation, biological process: regulation of mitotic cell cycle spindle assembly checkpoint. The transcript is spliced from 4 exons.